Messenger RNA from Rotaria sp. Silwood2, 4335 nucleotides. The record is from the annotation of a GenBank genome assembly. Lineage: Eukaryota; Metazoa; Rotifera; Eurotatoria; Philodinida; Philodinidae.
AUGAUGGAAGCAGUGAACAACUGGCUUGACCGUGCUAUCCAAAGUUCUCUUGAUGUACCUCAUCCAGCUGAGAUCGAUGCUCAAAAAUCACUUUCAGAUGUCAAAGGCGCUGGUAGUAAUACUGCCAAUACUAGCAAUAUUGUUCCGUUUCGAAUACUAAUUAAAUCGCUUGAAAUUUUACCAUCAUCUGUUUCUUCCUCACUUGCUACUCCAUAUGAAGUGCAAUUUACUGCAACAUUAUUUGAUAAUUUGUAUAAACGAUUUUAUGGUCAAACAUGGUUUAGUGCUUGGCACAGAGGCAAAGUUGCUAUAGAUGGAUUUUUUCGAGUCAAUCUUAAUGAACCAUUGUAUUGUCAUAUACCAUUGAAAAAUGAUCAAAAUUGUUUGAUUGUUCAAUCAAUAUUUCGUAGUGGAGAAGAAUCAGAAGAUCGACUUGAGCUUGUAGGUGGUUGGACAAUCAUUAAAUUAAAACCAUGGACUGAAGAUGAUGAUAUUACUAAAGCAAUAAGUAAUCGUCAACUACUCUAUCAAGGUUCACCUCGCGCUCUUAUAUAUCUCAAUGAACCAUUUGAAACAUGCCAGAAAGUUUCACAAGUUGCUUCUGCUGGUUUAUUUGUUGAAAUUAAAUAUCAUGAACCUCUUUUUUCUGUAAUACAAUAUUUAUCUGAAUGUACUCUUUAUGGACGAAAUGUUAAUAUUGGUGGUAUUCAUUAUUCUGGUGAUCCAAAUGAAGAUACAUUAAGAAAACCCAUUUUGCAAGCAAAUCGAAAAAAUAUUCUCAUCGAACAGAUUGAAAUUGAUAUGGAACCAUCAAUAAAUUUGUUUGAAGAAGAACUUUGUCGAUUAAUCCAUAAAGAUCAAAUGGAAAAGAAAAAAAUAUCACAAACUACUGUAGCAGCAAUAGUUCAUGAAACAUAUAGUAAAGUCUCUAUUGUUGAACGACGUUUACGUGUGGGUAUACAUAAUGGACAAUGUUAUGUUCAAGAUCCACUUGUUUUUUAUCUCACAGCUGAACAAGAAGAUACUGGAAUGUCAUCGUUAUCAAGAAAAUUAAGCUUUAGACAAACACAACGACGAAGAACUGUAUCUGCUGAAAGUAGAACAGACGAUCGAAAAAAACUCUAUUUAAGAAAUCCAAUCCGACUUGAUGAUGUUCCUAUUGAUGAUUUAAAUGCUAUUGUAUUUGUUCUUGAAUAUAUGGUUUCCAUACCUCUUGGUAAUGAACCUGCUGAAAGUACUAAAGUAACAUUUACUAUUCGUUGGACAGCUUGGUUUCCAGGCAAAGAUAAACAAGUUGCUUUGAUCAUGUCUGGUGGUGAAAUAUUACCAAGUGAUGAACUUUUCGUAUACAAACCAUCAACAACUAUUUUACUUAAUGCACCUGAUAUUGUUCAAGAAACAUUACGUUUUAAUUAUAGAUUUGAUACCGAGCCCCCUUUACGAUAUCAAACAGUUACAGCUAAAUCAGAGGUUUUAACACCUACUAUUCAACAUGCUUUAAUUCCAACUAAUGCAAAUAUAAAAACACCAACUAAUUAUGAUUUUUUGCAAAGAACAUUGCCAUCUCAGACAAUUCCUUCAGCUAUACAACCACCUAUCUAUCAUCAAGCUAAUCUAGUGCCAUGGCAAGCGGAUGGAAUCUAUCCAGCAUAUUCACCAAUGUCUGCUUUAGCUAGUCAAAUGACAUUUGCUCAUACAUUAUCACGUGCUGCUUAUUCUCGACUUCAAGGUCAAGGCUUUCCAACGAUUAAAACAGUUAAUGAUAAAGAAGCUGAAAUUAUUGAUAUAAGACAAGCUCGUUUUCUUGAUAUACAAACAGAAAUGGCUGAUCCAAUGAAUUGUAAUCAAAUUAAUUUACAUUUUCUAGCCUAUUUCAAAAUGACUCGAGCUAGCAUGUCAUCAAAAUCAACUUAUCCAAAAACUCUUUUUUUUACUUUCAAAUUUUUUCGUUUUCCUGAAACAACAACAAGCAGAGUAAUGCUCGAACGUAUGCAUGAUACUAUUUCAAAUGAUCCAAAUGUUGAACCAUACAUUCUAUGGCGUCUAAAAGAUGAUAGUACGAAGACAUCAGGUUUACCUAGCUUACCUGUUAAAUUCCAAGUUGAUGGUAGUUUUCUUGGUUCCGUUGAGCAACGACAAUUUUUUGAAUAUCUCAAUACUCAUACACUUUAUAUUGAAAUUUGGGAUGGUGAUGGACUUUUUCCUGUUGGAAUGUGUGCACUUGAACUGAGAUAUUUACUUCGUGAUGGUCGUCCAGGUGUACAAGCAUUAGUAGAACUUGAUGUAUUUGCAACUGUACCAAUCGAGGGUAAUGAAGCACCUGUUAUGGAAAAUCAAUAUUAUCAAUCGAGUGAUCAACAAUUUUCAUUAAUUGGUGAAAAAUUAAAAACUGUUGGUAAAUUGAUAAUGCGUAUUGGCAAUAUUGGAUCAGUAGGAUCAGAACAACCUUCAAUUGAAAAAAUUAACAGUUCGGAUGCAUUACGAUUAUUACCAACAAGUCGAAUAAUAUCAUCGACGCCACCUUUUGACAUUGUUCAACAACGUGCAGGUGAAAUAACAACAACAGGUGUUAAAGAAUAUCGUUUAACACGUGCACAUCGCAUUGUUGAUUCAUAUCCAAAUAUAAAUUCUGUAUUACAUAGUGUGGACAAACAAGCACAAGAAUCUGACCACCAACGAAAAUUAUCACGAAUGGAAGCAGUACGUAAGCGUGCAGCUGAAACAAAUAAUGACGAGGUGUCAGCAUCAUUACCAAUGACAAAUAGAAAAAUUCGCGAAUUACGUGAAAAUGAUCUACGUACAAUAUCAAUGUAUCGUCAACAAACAAAACAUGAAGAUAUCGCUCAUCAUUUAAUGAAUUUUAUUACUCGAGAAGUAAAUGUACGUUUAAUGCCUGGUUGCGUAGAAUUUUUUGAAUAUAAUCUUCAAAAUCCAUAUCCGGAACAACAUUCUAUUAGUAUUGCAUGCGAUGAUGAUGAAUUAAGGUAUCAGUAUCAUUUUUUUUUUCUUAUUUAUCAUUUUAAAAGACAUUAUUUUGUUAGUGUUGUUACGGAUGCUCGUGAAUGGCGUCGUUUAAAAACUUUAUUUGAAGUUUUUUCUGAUACAGAAGAAAAUAUGUUUACAAAUCAAGCAGGAAUUAUCGAUCAAAGUGGUUUAAAAUAUCCUCAAAUAUUUAUGCGUGCUAAAGAAUCAGUACAUAUACCAUUUAAAUUACAAACAUUUCUUGCAAAAUUACCAACAUCAGAACAUAAAACAUCAUCAAAUCCAUUUUCACUAGAACAAACAUAUGCAGUUGUGGAAAAAAGCUAUAAUGAAAAAAUUAAAUCAAAACAAAUUAAAGCAAUAUUUCAAGCAGAAGAUGGCACACCAAUAGGUAUUUUAUGCAUUAAUGUUGAAUAUAUAUCCCCUAUUGUUGAUCAAACAAUUCGUUGUAUUAAUGGAGAAAAUACAUUAUUAAAGCGAGUAUUUCGUAUACCAAAUCCACGUCGAGCAGUUACAACAGAAUCACUUACAAGUGGUUUACCUGAACAAGUUCAUCAAGUAUUUGCUCGUGCAAGUGAUUUGAAUAUUGUUUGUGAAGUUAAACCUGUACCUAUUAAUCAACCAUGUGACAUGUUAAUUAAAGCUGCUACUCAUAAUGCACCAACAGUGACCAGUUUCUUAGUAUUUAUGUACGCUGAUGGUUUUCUUCACAGACCUAUUAAUGUAUGGCAAUUUCAAAUUCAUGCUGUUAAACGUUUAGAUCUGACUUGUAUACAAUAUCAGACAACUUCUUCUACUCUUCUUCUUCGAGGUACACGUUCAUCGCGUUUGGUUCAAUGUUUUGGCAAUGCACCUGAUGAAUUAAUUGUAUCACCAAGCAAUGCUUUUUCUCUAGCAGCUAAUGGCCUUCAUGAAGUCCACGUACUUGUACGACCAUCACGUGCAGGUCUACGUACUUAUUGUAUUAAUGCAGUUGAUGUAGAAAAUCAUCAAAUUGUUGAUACAUGGAUGAUACGAGUUGAUACACGUAUGCCUGUUAUAUCAAAACAAUUCGCUCAUACGUUACCUUUUGGGCAAAGCCAACCAGUUAGUAAACGUAUAUCAUAUACAAAUCCAUAUGCUGUUCGAAAAACAUUCUUUUUCACAAGCAGUCAUCCUGAAUUACUUCAAUUGCAACAUCAAAAAGUUGAUUUUCAAGCAAACGAAAAGAAAUUUAUUAGCUUUACAUUAUUACCUGCGUUUAAUGUUACACCUGUUACAGAUAUUAUUAUUUUAAUUAAUAAUGAACAAGAUACGAAUGAAGAUGCUUAUUGUAUUCAUGUUACUUAUACAGAUUCAAAUGUUCCUAUUUAG